ACAUGCCAUAAUGAGAGGGAUGGACGGUGUCCUCUUCUCUAAAGUUCGUCUGCCAAGUUCGCACAAACAUUUUUGUUACGUUUGUGCGAAACUUGAUUGUAUUUGCAAGGAUGAUGGCGACAAAACUGACUCGAAAGAUGAUUCCAAGGCCAAGCAGGACGUCGCCGAGGCUGUCGUCGACUCCACCACUGAAAACAAAGUUGUCGCCGGUCCGGCGAAUAAUGACGACACGACCAGCUCCAAGGAAGAUGUCGCCAGUAACUCGAGCAUUGUAAGCUACACCACAAGUUGGAAACGGUUUGCAAUCUUGCCAUAUCAGGACAGGCGGAAGUUUACUCUCGGGACAAGAUACACGUCAUGGCAAGAUCAAGGAGAAUUUAUCUUCCUGAAUAUCAAGCACAUCGAUGAUGACUAUUCGGACGUUGAUUACUCCUCUUAUGACGACUCCAGUGAUGGCUACUCUGACCAGGAUGACGACAAGGACGACAUGAAGGAGACGGCGGCGUCAAUCGUGGAAAUCUCUUGCGAUAGUGGACAGUACUACAUAAUGUCGGCCGUAGGAGUCAAACUUGUUAUCAAUGGCAAGAAGAAGCGACACAACAAUGGUCGAUACAAACUAAAUUUUGGAGACAGAUUGGACAUCUCUUGGAAGGGAGAGAACGUUUAAACCGAACGGCUUUGUAGACUAUUACCAAGAAGAUAGUGACACUGAAGAUGCCGAAGAGGUCUCACCUGGAAAAAAUGAUGUAAAUUUUACGGCCGGCCAAAACCAGUUGAUAUUGUCCAAAAUCCUGUCCUACCUCCCCCUCCCAAGUUUAAAAUGCGCUCGACUUGUUUGCAAAGAUUGGAACGAUCUGGGCUCCAGAAUUUUACGAAAUACGGGAUACGCCACCUUCCAGUACCAACAUGAUUACGAAGAGUACAACGAGGACGUCAAUGCAUCCAUGAAGUUUCACCGGUACGUUCAAGAAAUGACCGAGCUGGCCGUGUCGAAUUGGACACUCUUCAUACCAAAAUUUGAACUUCACCGGCAUCGAUUUCCAGAUGCAUACGAAUCCAGCGUGUAUAACAUUCCCGAACACAGAGAAGGAGGAAAAUAUAUCGAAGAUUUGAACUGGUUUCUUCACCCGAACAGAGGUCAUCACGUUAAACGGUUGCAGCUGCAUGGCCGAAUUUACUCCAACUUUGACUAAAUACAAAAUCUUCCUAAAAGUUGUCACUAAACUGCAAGAAAAUUUGCAAGAAUUAGAAUUGCACGCAGAAUUCAUCAUUACGAAAGAAAACGGAGGCGAACAAGCGUACAAAACUAGGGGACAUCUUAACUUAAAAAAGCUAAAACUAUUUUCCUUCGAUAUGACUGGAAAUAUUCCCCGUAUUGUGUACCCAGACUCCUUGAACCUCGCCUGGUUAGCUUCCUGGGCAUCGGCAAUUGUGGAUGUGGAAACAAUCGCAAUUUCUGGGUGUGCCGCCAUGUCGUCAGUUUUCGUCAAACACUUGCUUUUUGCAAGUGUUUGACGAAAACUGACGAUUGGACCUUCUUCGUUCCCAAAGUUGACUAAAUUUGCCAUGUUGCCCUGGCUCAGUCACUCCAAGGCGUCGCUCGGCCUGGAUUUUCUGUUUGGAUUGAAACAACCCUUAGUCAGUUUAGGAAUGGCGAGGCUACUAAAUCUUGAGGAUGUUCGGAAGUUUGAAAAAUUGGUGGAGAAACAUGCUCAAACUUUGGAAUCCUUGGAAUUUAUCGUGUCAACGGAAGGAGACGCCAAGAAUGGGUUGGAAAUUCAGCUCCCUGCCCUCCCCAAUUUGCAAGAUCUCGACUUUUCCGUCCAUCGAGGAUAUGACAAAGUCAACAGGAGUUAUGCCAUGGUGAUCUUGACCUUUCCAGGGGACACGGGCAUCGUUAAUUACAAGGCACACCUCCCAUCCAUUCGCACAAUUCGAAUCGUCCCCUACAAUGAGGUGAGUGGUCAGAAGAGUUGGGAAAAAUAUGGCAAUUUUUUCGACACCUUCCUCCCCAAGAAAGUCACAUCUUCAAAUCAACAAGAAGUUUGCACUACUCUGAAAAGAUUAUACAUUCCGUACAAGAUUGGAGAGGAUCCAGAAAUUCCAUACCCACGAGUGGCCGAACUUGCCGGAAUGUUUCCAAAUGUGGGGAAGAAAUUCAUGACCAAAUUUACGAAUCUUGCCGCAAUUCGGGCAGGCAUGAUUGAAAAGGAAAAUUAAACAACAUAACUUUCUUUUUUUCAAAAUAUUUAUAAAACUGGAUUGAUAAGUUGUACCCGAUGAAUUGUAUUACUUUGUUUGUGUUAUUUACCUUUAAAGAUUGUAUCUGUGAGUUAUUUACGAAUUUGUGUUUUUGCACCCGGCUUGGAUUCCCUGGAUUGUUGAAUAAA
This is a messenger RNA of Folsomia candida, 2390 nucleotides long. RefSeq lists its product as uncharacterized. The transcript has 5 exons. The record is from RefSeq and is a predicted model, not a curated record. The coding region runs from base 11 to 667 and encodes 218 amino acids. Lineage: Eukaryota; Metazoa; Arthropoda; Collembola; Entomobryomorpha; Isotomidae.